Oncorhynchus kisutch (coho salmon) is the source of this 339-nucleotide messenger RNA. Its product is annotated as histone H4-like. The coding region runs from base 1 to 339 and encodes 112 amino acids. The transcript has a single exon. NCBI's taxonomy places the organism in Eukaryota, Metazoa, Chordata, Actinopteri, Salmoniformes, Salmonidae. Gene Ontology annotation, molecular function: structural constituent of chromatin; DNA binding; protein heterodimerization activity. The record is from RefSeq and is a predicted model, not a curated record.
AUGUCGGGAAAGGAAAAUAGAGCAACGAAUCUAUGCCUGGAAGAGUCAAAGAGGCAAAGAGGCAAAGGUGGCAAGGAACUUGGAAAAGGAGGCGCCAAGUGUCACCGCAAAGUUCUCUGUGAAAAGAUCCAUGGAAUCACCAAGCCCGCUAUCGGUGUGAAGCGUAUCUCCGGUCUGAUCUAUGAGGAGACCCGCCUUGUCCUGAAGGUGUUCCUGAAGAACGUGAUCCAUGAUGCCAUCACCUACACCGAGCAUGCCAAGAGGAAGACCGUUACCGCCAUGGAUGUGGUCUACGCUCUGAAACGCCAGGGACGCACCCUGUGCGGUUUCAGAGGUUAA